Camelina sativa (false flax) is the source of this 1044-nucleotide messenger RNA. Its product is annotated as putative histone chaperone ASF1A. Gene Ontology annotation, molecular function: histone binding. NCBI's taxonomy places the organism in Eukaryota, Viridiplantae, Streptophyta, Magnoliopsida, Brassicales, Brassicaceae. Gene Ontology annotation, cellular component: nucleus; chromatin. Gene Ontology annotation, biological process: DNA replication-dependent chromatin assembly. The record is from RefSeq and is a predicted model, not a curated record.
GAAACCUUUCAUCUUCUUCUUCUUCUUCUAUUCGAAUCGCUUCCUUCGUCUCUCUCUCUCACUCACCACCACCCGAUUAAACAUCAACCUCGUAAAUUACAAAACCCUAGCUCCUUCCUUGCUUCGAAUUUGUUUAAAAACCGAAACUUUUUUUAAUUUUGUUAUCUGGGUUCUCUCUCUCUCCCGAGUUUGAAUGAAGUUUUAGGGUUCGAUAACAAUAUAUAAUGAGUGCUAUCAACAUCACCAACGUCGCCGUCUUGGAUAAUCCUGCUCCUUUCGUUAGCCCUUUUCAGUUCGAGAUCUCUUACGAGUGUUUGAACUCUCUCAAAGACGAUUUGGAAUGGAAACUGAUCUAUGUAGGCUCAGCAGAAGAUGAGACUUAUGAUCAACUUCUAGAGAGUGUUCUUGUAGGACCUGUUAAUGUUGGCAACUACCGGUUCGUUUUGCAGGCGGAUCCUCCGGAUCCGUCAAGGAUUCGUGAAGAAGACAUCAUUGGUGUCACUGUGCUGUUGUUGACAUGUUCUUACAUGGGUCAAGAAUUCAUGAGAGUUGGGUAUUACGUGAACAAUGACUACGAGGAUGAGCAACUCAGGGAAGAGCCUCCAACUAAGGUUUUGAUUGAUAAAGUCCAGAGGAACAUACUUUCAGACAAGCCUAGAGUGACUAAAUUCCCUAUUAAUUUCCAUCCAGAAGAUGAGCAGACUGCUGCGGCCACUGCCGCUCCUCCUCCUGAACCUUCUAAUGAACAACAACAACAACCUGAUGUCAAUGGUGAAGCUCUGGUUUUGCCUGAUCAGCCACCAAUUCCAGAACCUCAAGAGUCGUGAUUCUUCCUUAAGCCCAAGUCUGGAUGAGAACAAUCACCUCCGUCUCUUCAAAAGAUGUUGCAUUUUUGCUUUUCUCUACCUUAAAGCAUUAUCUGAAAGUAUGUUGUACUUGUUUCUAGAGAGGCUCUAGGGAAGUGAUUCUUGACAUGUUUGAAUGUUUUUGUUUUUUUUUUGGGGCAAAGCAUUAAUCGAAGCAAAGCCUACAUUUUCCAAACAA